Closterium sp. Naga37s-1 is the source of this 2661-nucleotide messenger RNA. The record is from the annotation of a GenBank genome assembly. Lineage: Eukaryota; Viridiplantae; Streptophyta; Zygnematophyceae; Desmidiales; Closteriaceae.
AUGAACCAAGGCACGUGUAAGUUGACGCAAUUGUUGAGCUGGUGGGAGAAGGGAGUAUGGGAUAGGGAGAAAAGGGGGGAGAGGGCGGGGGAGGGAGGGGGAGCGGGGAGGGGAGGGGGAGGGGGAGGAAGGGGGGAGGUGAAGGGAGGAGAAGGGAAAAAUGGCACCCAGCCAUCCACCCAUCCACCCAUCCACCCCAUUCACCCACCCCAUUCACCCACCCCAUCCACCCACCCCAUCCACCCACCCCAUUCACCCACCCCAUCCACCCACCCCAUCCACCCACCCCAUCCACCCACCCCAUCCACCCACCCCAUCCACCCACCCACCCCAUCCACCCACCCCAUUCACCCACCCCAUUCACCCACCCCAUCCACCCACCCCAUCCACCCACCCCAUCCACCCACCCCAUUCACCCACCCCAUCCACCCACCCCAUCCACCCACCCCAUUCACCCACCCCAUCCACCCACCCACCCCAUCCACCCACCCCAUUCACCCACCCCAUCCACCCGCCCCAUCCACCCGCCCCAUUCACCCACCCCAUCCACCCACCCCAUCCACCCACCCACCCCAUCCACCCACCCAAUUCACCCACCCCAUCCACCCACCCCAUCCACCCACCCCAUCCACCCACCCCAUUCACCCACCCCAUCCACCCACCCCAUCCACCCACCCACCCAAUUCACCCACCCCAUCCACCCACCCCAUCCACCCACCCCAUUCACCCACCCCAUCCACCCACCCCAUCCACCCACCCCAUCCACCCACCCCAUCCACCCACCCCAUCCACCCACCCCAUCCACCUACCCACCCCAUCCACCCACCCCAUUCACCCACCCCAUUCACCCACCCCAUCCACCCACCCCAUCCACCCACCCCAUCCACCCACCCCAUCCACCCACCUCACCCACCCCAUUCACCCACCCCAUCCACCCACCCCAUCCACCCACCCCAUCCACCCACCCCAUCCACCCACCCCAUUCACCCACCCCAUCCACCCACCCCGUCCACCCACCCCAUUCACCCACCCCAUCCACCCGCCCCAUCCACCCACCCCAUUCACCCAUCCACCCACCCCACCCACCCACCCCAUCCACCCACCCCAUUCACCCACCCCAUCCACCCGCCCCAUCCACCCACCCCAUCCACCCACCCCAUCCACCCACCCCAUCCACCCACCCCAUCCACCCACCCCAUUCACCCACCCCAUCCACCCACCCCAUCCACCCACCCCAUCCACCCACCCCAUCCACCCACCCCAUCCACCCACCCCAUCCACCCACCCCAUUCACCCACCCCAUUCACCCACCCCAUCCACCCACCCCAUCCACCCACCCCAUCCACCCACCUCACCCACCCCAUUCACCCACCCCAUCCACCCACCCCAUCCACCCACCCCAUCCACCCACCCCAUUCACCCACCCCAUCCACCCACCCCAUCCACCCACCCCAUUCACCCACCCCAUCCACCCGCCCCAUCCACCCACCCCAUUCACCCACCCCAUCCACCCACCCCAUUCACCCACCCCAUCCACCCACCCACCCCAUCCACCCACCCCAUUCACCCACCCCAUCCACCCGCCCCAUCCACCCACCCCAUUCACCCACCCCAUCCACCCACCCCAUCCACCCACCCACCCCAUCCACCCACCCCAUUCACCCACCCCAUUCACCCACCCCAUCCACCCACCCCAUCCACCCACCCCAUCCACCCACCCCAUCCACCCACCCCAUCCACCUACCCCAUUCACCCACCCCAUUCACCCACCCCAUCCACCCACCCCAUCCACCCACCCCAUCCACCCACCUCACCCACCCCAUUCACCCACCCCAUCCACCCACCCCAUCCACCCACCCCAUCCACCCACCCCAUUCACCCACCCCAUCCACCCACCCACCCCAUCCACCCACCCCAUUCACCCACCCCAUCCACCCACCCCAUCCACCCACCCACCCCAUCCACCCACCCCAUUCACCCACCCCAUCCACCCACCCCAUCCACCCACCCCAUUCACCCACCCCAUCCACCCACCCCAUCCACCCACCCACCCCAUUCACCCACCCCAUUCACCCACCCCAUUCACCCACCCCAUUCACCCACCCCAUUCACCCACCCCAUUCACCCACCCCAUUCACCCACCCCAUUCACCCACCCCAUUCACCCACCCCAUUCACCCACCCCAUUCACCCACCCCAUUCACCCACCCCAUUCACCCACCCCAUUCACCCACCCCAUCCACCCAUCCACCCAUCCAUCCACCCACCCACCCCAUUCACCAUGCAUGGGGCUGCGCGGGAUCUAUUUUUGAGGCGCCUCAAAAAUCUUGGCAUCACUUGCCGGCUCUGCUGCCUCCUUGCCUCGCCUCAGCUAGUCUUCCUUCCUCAAUCCCAGCGCCAGGUGCAGAGCUCUCCUUCUCGUUUUGAGACGUCUCAAAACGAUAUAGUAGUGCUGAGCUCCUCAGGUGCAGAGCUCCUCAGGUGCAGAGCUCUCCUUCUCGCUUGCUGUAAGUCCACUCCACGCCACCCACCACCUCUUCCAUCUCCACCACCUCCUGCCGGAGGUGGAAAGGGAGGAGAGGAGACGGGGGAGAAGGGGGAAUGGGGGAGUGGAGUGGAGGGGGGCAGAUUGGAAGGUAGAGGCGCGAGCCGGAAAGAGUAG